Molecule: messenger RNA, 4339 nt
Organism: Galleria mellonella (greater wax moth)
Lineage: Eukaryota; Metazoa; Arthropoda; Insecta; Lepidoptera; Pyralidae
Product: putative phosphoenolpyruvate synthase
Exons: 23
Coding region: 192-4139 (1315 amino acids)
Biological process (GO): phosphorylation
Molecular function (GO): ATP binding; kinase activity
Source: RefSeq, a predicted model, not a curated record
CCAGUUGAUCCGAGGUAUCAACCUAAUUACUACGAUUCAGAUGGAUCACACAGUUUCGCGCGACAAUCAUUCGGGGACCGACGCCGGUCGCGCACUCCGCGGUCAGUUACGUUCGUUGACAGAUAUAUGUGUACAAACUAUCUUAUGACUUUGUGUUUGAUUUAGUUUUAUUAUAGUGUUAUUUACAAAAUAUGGAGCUCUUUGAUAUAUUUUUGCAAGCUGGAUUGACAACGUCGGUAUUGGUGGUGUAUCUGAUAUUCUUUAAGAAACGACAAGCUCAUAAUAAAUUAAAUUACACUCAGGCUGGAUGGAACUAUCCACUUAAACGGUGGCUAUCACGGUACUAUGCCGUGGGUCGCUGGAAGGCCCAGUGCGUGCUUGUGCCUACAAGUGAACUGCCUCGCGCUGACUUGCACGACGGAUGGGACUCUAUCGACGUGCGCGCCACCAGCACGGAUGGCGCUGCCGUGCUGCUGGGAAUACGCAAACUGUGCGGCAGGCGACCCACCGCAGAAGUGACGGUGUACGUCAAGUUAACAGAUGGAUCCAGUUAUAGAUUACCAAGACAUCCAGACACUAUAACAUGUCACUGGGAGGACACUGAAGGUGCUUGGAGCGCAGGUGGACUGAAGAUCCAGAUCCUGGAGCCUGAGACACGGCUGAGGAUUAUAUUCAACGGACUCUUGACUUCAGUCGAAGACGGCAUAACACAUCAUGUUAACUUUAAUUUUAUAUGGAGAUCUGCCACAAACGUAUUGCGACACCCUGAGGACUGGAGCACUGAACUUGCAGCGGAAUGUUUGGCCCAGGAGCAGUGGCGAGAUAGCAAAUGGCCAUAUUUAUUAGGAACGUGGGAGGAGGGCGGUUGGAUGCAAGAUGGUGUUGUACAAGGCCGCUUUCAAUCCUUCGAUCAGCAAGGCAUCCUGCAGAAGGACGAGUAUCUCCGCCUGCGGGGAGUCAGAGAGAGAAGUUGGGCGCCCAACGGGUACGAAGGUCGGAGGCGAUCUGUCACUGUCACGGCGUCAUCUAUGGAUGGUACUUUGGUGCAUCUUCGUGGACUUUCGUAUAGAAAUAUCUUGACACAAUGCAUAUCAGGACACGUCAGAUACCCAAAUUACAAAGUGGAGAGUAUAAUCGACACAGACUUUGUACUGCAAGACUUUGCUGAGACUAUCGCCGGGAUACCGAAGGUUUACACGAUAAAUGUGAGCACUAAAUGGCGCACCAUUUGCAUGGUGCUUCGCAUUAACUUCGAUGGCGGUAAACUGCUAAGCGGAGUCCCGUACCAGCAAGAGCUGGAGUAUCGUACUUUGGUGGUCAGUAUUGACGAGUCGCCCGGCUCUGGCAUACUUGAACUUGGCUAUGAACCUUCAGUAAUAACGGAGCCCGCAGUGCGUGUGUCCCCGCCGCGCGCCCUCAGGUGGCUCAGCGCGAGCGAUGCUGGCUCGGUGGGUUACUGCCUACCAUUCGAGGCGCGUGCAGCCGCCUGUCCCGACUAUGUCGGCGGCAAGGGUGCUUCGCUGGCGUUACUUGCUUCUGUGCAGGAUGUUGAGGGCUACAAAGUGCCACCAGGAUUUUGUUUGACUGUACGAGCUUUGGAGAAACAGCUCGAAGCUAAUCCGGCACUACUGGCGGCUAUUCGAGAGAUCGAGGCCGCUAAUGAAGACUACGACGAAACAAAUUUUAAAGAUAAAUGCUCGAAGGCCGUCGAACUAUUUGUCAAAACUGAAAUAAUAGAAGACGUAAGAAACGAAAUACUCGUUCACCUUAAAGAGCUGAGAAAUGCGGCUACGCAACAAAAUUUGGAACAACGAUUUGCAGUCAGAUCUUCAGCGGUGGGUGAAGACAGCGAGACGCUGUCGGCGGCCGGCCAGAACGAGACGAUCUUGGGUUGCGUGAGCGAUGAGCAGGUAGUGCGUGCGGUGCAGCAGUGCUGGGCCUCUAUGUUCGCCUUUACCAGUGCCUACUACCGCAGGCAGAACGGGCAGCAGUGCGUGUGCGGCGGCGGCGUGGUGGUGCAGGCGCUGGUAGUGGCGCGCGCUGCCGGCGUCAUGUUCACGCGCCACCCUGACCGCGGCGACGCCUCGCGUCUCCUCAUCACCGCCAACUACGGUCUCGGCGAGACGGUUGUAUCGGGAUCAGUAGAACCAGAUACGAUAAUAGUGAAACGAGGUCAAGAAGAUGAUCUUACAAUCAUGAAAAUUGAUUUGGGAUCGAAGACUCAGCGAGUGACAACCGCCAGUGAUGGGGUCACCACUGAGGAUGUACCAGAAACAGAACGUGGGGUGGCGUGUAUAUCUGAAACUGAGGCGUUAAAGUUGGCCCAGGUUGGCGUGGCCCAAGAGCAGCUGUGGGGAGCAGGCAGGGAUAUCGAGUGGGCUAUUACCAAGAAUGGUUUGUAUCUACUACAAGCGCGGCCCAUCACGUCCCUGGAGCGCUGGACGGAGGAGGAACUGUUGCACGAACUAGACUCACCGAUCAUGUCUGAUGAAGAUCUCAUCACUUUCGCCAACACUGGUGAGGUAUUUCCAAAGCCAGUGAGUCCGUUGAAUGUCGACCUCGUCGUCAAUCCUCUAACAAGUAGUAUGAACACUAUGGUCAGUAAUAACAUGGAACCAUACGAAGACAGCAUAAUAAUUACUCAUAAUAGGGUUACAAUAUCAUUGUACAACUCAGCAUAUAGGAGAGCGCCUAAAGAAAUCGAUAUGAACAUACGUAUGCUCGAGAUGGCUCUUCAUGGAAGGAAAGUUGCCGACCAGAACAUUUUAGAUGUGGCAUUACGACGUCGACCGCCGCAUUGGACCGACAUCAUUGAAGUAGUGAAAGGCCUUUUAACGUGUCUAAUUUCUUCUAAGUGGAAUAUGGAGGAUAGCGUUAAAACAGCAAAUGAAAUGAAUAUAAAAAUGAACAGCAAUGAACCUCUGGAAAUGUUCGAGACUUUGAUAAAGGAAUUGGACACAAUGAAGCGUCUUUCCAGCAAUCACAGUUUCACCAGUGCUGCUAGCACCUCUAGUCAAUUCAUUGCGAUGUCUGUAUUGUUAGAAGGCGCUUCUGAUUUUACAACUGAACAAUGCAAUGAAAUAAAUACAUUGCUUAGCUCUGGAGACGUAUUAUCUGCCGAAGUGCCAUUAGGUCUAGCGAAAUUGGCACGCCAACUGGAGGAGUCAGGAAAACGUGACCAAUUUAAGGCACAGGACCCCAAGAAAGCUCUAGAUUGGCUGAUGAUCAAUUUACCCAAUAUACAUGUGAAUGUGUUAGAUUUCUUGAAAGAACACGGUCAUAGAGCUAUUAUGGAGUUUGAUAUGGUAACCAAACCAUGGGCCUUGGUUCCUGAAGAGCUAAUGAAAAUUCUUCAAAACUUAAGAGCGACCGAAAAAAAUCAGGAAAGGAAAACUGAUUCUGAAAUAAUCGCAGCGCUGAGUACUCCAAAAAAAUCAAUUACUAGGUAUAUACUGUCUUGGGUACUACCACUAUGUCGCCGAACAGUGCGUCACAGAGAGGGCACAAAGGCACAUCUAAUCCUUGGCAUCCACAAAUUGCGUUUAGCGGCUAUCGAACUCGGCAAGGAGUUGGUGCGCCGUUGGUACUUGCCGCACCAUGAUCUUGUAUUCUUCUUCCGAGUGAAAGAGUUGGCUGACUACAUUACUAGUAGAGAUCCAGCGUUACUAAGGAAAGCAAUACAACGCCAACAGUAUUAUCCAAAAUGGUGUAAGCUUAAAUAUGCGGAAAUGAACACAGGAUGGGUUCAGCCUUUACCGGUGACUUCUCCAGCAGUGACAGCUGGAGACGUAAAGCUGGAAGCUACAUCGGUCUGUGGGGGAGAGGUUAUAGCUAGGGCUUGCGUUGUUAAAGAUAUUUCUGAGAUUCAUCAGCUGCAACAAGGUGACGUAUUGAUAACGCAUGCCACAGACAUCGGCUGGUCGCCUUACUUCCCGCUCGUGACAGGGAUCGUCACAGAGCUCGGUGGUCUCGUAUCACACGGUGCAGUUAUAGCACGCGAGUACGGUUUACCCUGUAUUGUAGCAGCUAUGGAUGCUACAGAUAUUUUCAAAACAGGAGACAUCGUUAGACUUUCCGGCACCAAGGGUUUAAUAGAAAAAGUGCAAAUAGCAGAUCAAUGUGACGAAAGUCAAAGUUGAUAAACCAUGUAUAGAUUGGAUUUAAAUUAUUUUAGAACGUGAUGAUGGGAUGUUAAUGUUAUUGUGAACCUUAUUGUGAACAUAUAUGUUGUCUAAAUAAAUAAAUAUUAUUAUUAUUAUUAUAAUAGAAAUGUCGCUGUGAAUGUUUUAAACAAAAUGUAUUUUAAUUUUAUCUAAUAAUAAAAGAUUUUUUAAAGUAA